Messenger RNA from Cinara cedri, 8391 nucleotides. Lineage: Eukaryota; Metazoa; Arthropoda; Insecta; Hemiptera; Aphididae. The record is from the annotation of a GenBank genome assembly.
CAACUACUGAUUUCUAUUUUAUUAUACUCUAGUAUCUAGUACUAUAUAUAUAUAAUAUUAUAGUAUAAUAGUAUUGAUAUCUGUGAAUAACUUUGCCAUUAUCGCGUGACUAUGUCUAGUUGUUUUUUGACGUGUUUUGUCUUGACUGUGGAUCAUGUGUCCGAUGUUUGAUAUCUAUGGUUUAAGGUUAGGUUAGGUUACAACCUGUAGGUUCCAUAUAGUCUAUGCUCUUUAUACAUCUAUAAUUUGUUUGGACAAUUUUUAAUAUUUUAAAAAUCGAUCAGUGAUUUGUAUAUUUUCUUCAAUUUCAAGUUAGUGAUUACUAUAUAAAAAAUGGAUAAUGAAAAUCAAACUGUAAUUUAUAUUCAUAAUUGGAAUGAUAUAUGUCGAUUGUGUUUACGCAAUGACCAACCGCUACAGAAUAUAUUCCUUGAAAUGAAUAUGUUAGAAAAUAUUCAAGAAAUUACAAAUCUUUCUGUAAGUACCUAGUAAUAUUUGUAGAUAUACCUAACCUAAUGUUUAUUUAUUUUAUAGUUCUCUGAGGAAGACUCUUUACCCAAUUCUGUAUGCAAACUAUGUAUUGAUCAAGUUAAUUCAUUUGUUGAAUUUCGAGUGCGUUGUAAAGCUACAGAUGAAUGGCUACGAAAUGAAGCUACAGUUGAUGCUAAGGUAUCUAUUUUUUUAUUAAAUAAUCAAAUCUUCCUUGGUAAAUAGUUUUUUAUCUGUUACAUUGUAAAAUACUAAUAGGUAGCAUGUAUAUAAUAACUAGCAGUUAAUACCGUUGUUCCAAUGUCUCACUAUUCAUUUUUUUUUUUUCUAUUUUUAUUUAAUUGAUAUUGGUUACGUGUAUGUUUCAGGAUAGUAAUGUUGAAAUUGUAGAAGUAGUGGAUAUUUGGAAUGACGGUACUUCACUGGAAAAGAAAGAAAACACUAAUUUUCAAUUAGCUUUAAAAAAUAUUAAUGAUAAAAAUUGUUUAUGUGAAGAUUGUGGGGAAAUAUUUGAAACUUCUAAACAACUUGCGUCCCAUAUUGAAACACAUUCUUCUGACCUUAUUAAAUGUAAAUCCUGUAAUGAGAUUAUAAGUGCGUUAGAUAAUUACAAUUUAGAUCAUUCAUUAUUAAAUGAACAGAGUAAACUUUGUGAAAAUUGUAUAAAACUAAAUAAUAUUGAUAAUUUAGAAGUAAAAACUUCUUAUACAGAAACCGAAGAUGGUUACCUAUGUGAUAAAUGUCAAAAAGUUUUUAAAACACUUUCUGGUAUGUUAUCUCAUUUAAGAAAUUAUGAAAAAAAGUUAGAAAUUGGAUCCAUGUCUUAUCAGUGCCAUUUUUGUGAAGAAGCAUUUGCUACUAUUCAACAAGUUUGGAUACAUAUGAAGACUCAUGCACCUGGUGAAAAAAUUAAAUGUCGUCAUUGUGAAAAAUGUUUCAAAUCGUACUUAACACUUGUACGCCACGAAAAUAAACAUGAAGGGACUUUUAAUUAUGUAUGUUCUUAUUGUGGAAGAGCAUUUGUAACACCAUAUGGCCGUGAUAGACAUGAAAUGACUCAUAAUGCUGCUAAAAAUGUGCAAUGUGAAAAAUGUACAAUGACAUUUUAUACUAGAGCUGAAUACAAUAGACAUAUGAGGUACCACGAUAAUGUUAGAAAUUUUCUGUGUUCAUUUUGUGGUAAACGAUUUUUUGAAAGUGCUCAUAAAACAAUUCAUGAACGCACUCAUACUGGUGAAAGGCCAUUUGCUUGUAUUUUCUGUGGAAAAAAAUUCAUGUCUAAACAAAAAACUCGACGCCAUCAAGCUAUUCAUUCAAAACAUAAGCACACACAUAAAAGUUAAAGCAAACUCUAUUUUUUGAUAGUUUUUGAAUUUGUGUGCACUUUAUCUCUUAUAUAGUUGUGAAUUUGGAAUGUAAUUUCCAUUAAACAAUUAGUUAAUCUCUAUAGAAGGUCCCCAUUCAUUUUCAGUUCAAUCGGUGAUCAUAUCUACCCUAAAGUAUGGCUGACAGGUUUUUUGAAACAAUCAAAUUUUUUUGUUGAUUUAUGGGUUACCUUGGUGAGAUAAUGAAAAGAAUUAUUAUUACUAUUUAAUUUGGUUAUUACAGCAAGGAAGUAUCCUAUUUAAAAGAUUAAUUUUCAUUGUGAAUUUUGAACUGGGAUUUUAACUAAAUGAAUUACCAAUAUUAACUUUCAUAUUAAAUUUAAACAAUUUAUCUGAAAAUAAAGAUAAACAAAAAUGCUAGCUAAUCAUUAUUUCAAUUUCUCUUAACUUAUUUUGGAUUCUAAUCUUCUUAAUAAUUAUAAAUCAUUAUAUAGUUUAAAGACUUAGAUAACUAUAAUAUGGAUAAAUAUAUGAUAAUAUAUUUGUAAUAUAUACAUCAUACAUAUUAGUUUGGUUUUGGAAACCGACCAAUCAUACUGUGGUCGAUUAUCAGCUUUAAAGGUAGUUUAAAAAUUAGUUAAAUGUUAUCAUUUACGUUUGUGAAAGCAAUCCUAAAUGUAAUAAAAUUAAGAAUAAGUAAUAAGUUUAAUAAUAUUUACCUAAUUAAUAAUCAAACUGUAAUAUCUGCGUUAUUUAGUAAUUGUAUAAUAUAGUAUAACAUGGAUUUUUUUAUUUUCCAUUUCUACCAAUUUACCAAUAUCUAAUCGUUUUUUAAUUCAAAGUUAUUUAUUUUUAAUCAUACCUAUAAUAUUAAUUAUUAUUUGAUAUUUGUGUUUGUUUUUUUUAUAAUAUUAAAUAUUCUAUCUGUAUUUUUAAUUUAAAAUUUUUCAUUUUUAUUGAUUCAGUAUUGUGAUUAUGAAAUUUUGCUAGCUAAAAAGUUAGUUCUAAAUCUAUAAUUAAAGUUAAAAAUGUAUAUUAUAAUAUUAUAGUAUACCUAGCUAUUUUACUUUAUAUUUUUUGUAAUAAUAUUUUUAUUUAUUUUUUAACAUAUUAAUUAUUUAUUAUAUAAAUUAUAUAAAUUUCAUUUUAGGAAUCAGAAAAUUAUACUCCUGAAGUAAUUGAAAAUAAAGACAUAUUAUUAGUUGAAUCGGAUCAGUUUGAAGAGCAGCUAAUUGACGAUCCAGACCCCGUUGACGAUGAUCAACAAAUCGAAAAUGAAAUUGAAUUAUCACACUGUAUUGUUCAAACAGAAGGAACUAUGGAAGAAGUAAUGCAAAUAACUGCAGAUGCAGAAAUAUUGGAGACAAACAGUAGUGAUUAUCAGUGUACCGUCUGCGGUAAAGAACUGUUGUCUGCAUACACACUUGGAAAUCAUAUGCGUUCUCAUACCGGAGAACGUCCUUAUGGUUGCAGUGUUUGCGAAAAGUUCUUCAAGACUAAAUCCAAUUUAAAUGAACAUUAUCGGUCAGUUUUACACUAUUCUCUAUAAUUCUAUUUAAUUAUUGAUGGAAGUCAAUAUACAACUAAUUAAUUAAUUAAAACAGUUGAAAUAAGUAGAAAACAGAAAAUAGUAAUAUUAAAUUAUAACUAAACAAAAUGCUAAACCAAUAAGUUAAAAAUAUUAAAACAAUAAGCAAUAAUAAAAUAUUAUCAUCAAUUUUUAUAAUUAUUACGUGUGUUGUUUACACAAUAAACAUUUACAUUUUAUAGUUUCUACACGAUUAUAUUAUCAUUAAAAUAAUAGCAUUCAAUAGUAUACUAUAUUAUUAGGUACAUAGCACAAUAGACGAAAGACAAUUUUUAAUAGGUAGUAAAUCUGGAAUCUAAUAUGAUAAAUAGACCUAUCUAUAGAUAUUAAAAUAGUAAAAAGUGAAUUGUUUAAUAUUCAAUGUUUUAAUUUCCAAUAACAUUAAAUUUUAAAAACAAGUGGUGGGCUACUGUUGUACAUGAGAAGUUCAGAAGUUAAAGUGGAAAUUUAAUCAUUGCUAAUGAAAAACGAUUCUGAGUGGAGUUCGAUUAUACAUGUUUUGGAAGGCCGUAAUAUUUACGAUUUGAUAAAAAUACAUUUCGCACAUUUUCCCGUUGAUUUAGAAAAAUCCUGGGAAAAUCAAAAAACUUUCAGAAAAAGUGUGACACUUGAAAAUCGGAGUAAAAUUUUUGGCAGAAAAGUGGUUCACGGAUCAUUGUAUUAUAUUAUUGUGUACAUUAGAUCAUUGUAAUACCAAUACAUAUACCUCGCUUCACUCAGAAUCUAAAAUCGUUUAAACUGCCAAUAACGGCACAUUUAAAAAAUUAUUGAUAACGUUUUAAUUUUAAAUGACGUUAAACGUAAACGUUGUAUAAGCUUUUAAAUUAAAAUACGUACAAUAUUAAACGUUAAAAUAAAUAUUUUCCAAAUUUAAGCCCUGGAAUUCAUAUCAAAAUUGUAUUACAACAUUAAUUGCGACGCGUUACAGUUAAAAUUAUAAUUUAAACACAAAUAACUUAAUUUAAAAGAAAAAUAUUUCAGAGCACUAUAGAUACAUGGUUUUUCUUGAAAAAAAUUAUCAUACCCACAUACAAGUUAUAGAUAUUUAAAAGAAGCAAUAAUUAACAUGUCUGUAACUUUUUUUUAUUAUUUUUAAAAGAAAAGAAAUUGACUUAGUGUCCUCGAAAAUUAUCUCUUCUUUAAAUUUGUUUACCUAUAUACCUACUCUAAUUUCUACUUAAACGCAACAAUUUACGUUUUAAGUAAUUUUCGUACAUUAUUGAGCAGUAUUUACUAGGAUAGUUAAUGUUGGUUUAGUGUUCUCGUAUUAUAAAUGCAAUUCAAGUUUCUAAACUUUAAUUUGUUUUUACUUUAUGUGUUUUUUUUGUGUCUGUGAAAAACUUUUCUUACCGAAAAUUGUGCUCCGAAGUAUUAAGUACAGUACCUCUUCUACAAAGUAAUUUUAUCUGAUUGAAGCGUUGAGAAGGUAAUUUUUUAAUUUUCCAUGGGAUAAUUGGAAAAAAACAGAAAAAAAUGUAUCGAAAAAACAGCAAAUUAUAUGAUGUAUAUGAUAUACCGCGUCGCGGCGUUACAGAUUUUAUUGUUAAGUCUUUCGAACUAUGUUUUUCUACCAGAAACAUUGCACCAAUUGAAAAAUGACACGAUAUCUAUUUUAUUCCAUUUAAUAUCUACCCACUGACAGAGAAAUUCAUUUAUUAAUAUCUAAAGUAAUUAUCAUAAUAAUUGGGAAAAACCUAAAAUUACGAAAAAUACAAUUUUAACCACGGCGCAACGAUUUCAUUAUUUAAAAUUGUUAAUAUUACAUUUUUCUACCAGAAAUUUUUGUUCAAAUUUCAAGAAUAAGAUAUUUUCUGAAAGAAAAUGUGUUCUAUAGUUUGUGAGUAAGAAAGUCGUUGUUUAAUUGUAUGUAUUAGUUUUCCUAAUAAUUACGAAAUUCCAGGAUAUAACGUAGGAAAUACGGGAAAUAUAUGGCAUUUGGUGUUUUCGUUAUUAUUCGGUUAGUUAAAAGAUAGUGGUUCAAUAUAUGCCUUACUUUUGCUUUACUGUAAAAUAAUAAUUUUGUUUUAUACAUAUAAAUGUUUUAAGCUCAAAUUUUGUGAAAAAUCGUAAAAAUUAUGGCAUUUCAAAAUAUGUCUUACUGAACUCUCCAAGCCGUUUUUCGUUGGCAAUGCAUUAUGGUUUAUCAUUGCGUACAGAUAUAAAUUAAAUAACUAUUCCCGUACCUUUUUUUUUUAUUUACUUUUUAAAAAUAAUUAAGAACUUAAGGCCGUUCUCACCAACGUGAAAAAAGGCGUUUAUCUGAUUCUUAAACUGAGUUUAUGGCUGAUAACCGCCCACAAUUAGUCGAUUAUCCUACAAACUCAGUCUAAAAAUCAACGUUUACGUUUGUGAGAAUGGGCCUUAGUGUUACAGUAGUAAUAAUAAUACCAAAUGUUAGAUUAUAGGUACAUGAUGUUUAUGAAUUUUCAAAGUCACGCACUAUUUUAGAUUCUGAGUGGAACGAAGAAGCUUAUGGUUUUACAAAGAUAUUUAUUUUAUUUUGUAACUGUAAAUUUCUACACGAAAUCUUACUCCGAUUUUUAAAUGUAGUACCUUUUCUGAAAGGAAAUCGAUGUUGGCAGGUACUCUAAGCCGGUCAUUUUUCGAUUUUCUUAAGAGUUUUUUCAUUAAACAUGUAAAACUGAAAUAAAACGGGGAAAUGUUCAACAUAUAUUAAUGAAAUAUUACGAAUUUUUUCUUUUCUGUGAACAAUUUUUCUAUCAGCAAUUUCGCUCCGAUUUACAAUGAUAUUACACUUUUUCUAAACGGAAAUCCGACUGGGGAGGUACUUUAGAGGGAUCAUUUUUUGAUUUAAUCAGGAUUUUCCUCAACAAUUGGGAAAAAUAUGGGAAAAUCGGUACAACAUUAAACAAAUAUUGUUAAAAAAUAUACACAAUCCUUAUUUAAUUAUUUUACCAUAAUAUGAAAUAUUAUAUAUUGUUGACAAAGCAUUACUAUCAACUGAACUCUGUUCAGAAUCGUUUUUUCGUUAGCAAUGGCUUAUCGUUGCUUACGGGUAUACAUUGAAUUACUCGUCUAUAACAGUGACUACACCCGACUCCGUUAUCCUAGUACAGAUUUGUCGGUUUUCUUCGUGAUACGUAAAAAUCGUAUACGGUAAUAGAUAGAUUUAUCGUUAUUAUUAUUAUUUUGCAGAGUUCAUAAUCCGGAACUGCGUUGGAUGAAGACAUCAAGCAGGGACAUCCCGUCGAUAACUCGGGUGACUGUCACGUCGGAAGACAUGCUGACGUGCAGCUAUUGUUCUAAGGUCUUUACGUCGUUGGACGCGUUGUCUGCACACGAACGCACUCACGACGAUGAUGAACUACGUCAACAGCAAACGCUACUGUUGCAGACUCCGGAAGAAAUGCUACAGGCCUCGGUCAACGCCGUGAUGACGUUUACAUGCGAACAGUGUAACAAAAACUUCACGUCCAAGUCGUUACUGUCCGCGCACAUAAGCAACAACUGUUGUUCGAAUGCGGCGGCGGCGGCGGCGGUAGGUGCGGUCGUCAACGCGGCCAAACGGCCGACGGCGGACCACCGGCAUCGGCAAUGUCCGUACUGCAACAAGCAAUUCCGCUCGGCCGUCACCUUGGAGAACCACAAGCGGGUGCACACCAGAGAGAAGCCGUUUGGUUGCGACGCUUGCCCCAAAGUAUUCCGGACCAAGGGGAACCUGCUGGAGCACAAGCGCGUGCAUAACAACAGCCUGUGGCUGAUGAAGAGCGACACCAAGUUGCCGGCCACGCACCACGACACCGGCGCCGUGGUCGAGCGGUUCCGGUGCACGUACUGCGCGAAACCGUUCCGGACGUACACGGCCAUGUUGAACCACGAGCGCGUGCACACCCGCGAAAAGCCUUUCGAGUGUUCUGUGUGCGGCAAAUUGUUCCGGACCAAGUCAAACAUGACCGAACACAUGAAGGGCUGUCACGAUAUCGACUCGUCGGCCUGUGGCGGCACGGACGAGGUGCAAGUGUUCACGUUCAAGAACCAGGCGGCGUUCUGCAAGUCGUAAGCGGUAGCCGACAGUAAUUUCGCGGAGACCGCCGCGCGUCGUAUAUAUAAAACACCACACUCUAAUCAUAUCGUAUGAGACCGGUACGCGUGCUGUCAACGGCGGCGGUACUGAAUAAUGUUUUUCUCGUAUUGUUUUUCGGUAUGCUAUUGUGUAUUUUAAUGUAACGAACGCGGUUUACACGUAAAACAGUGAAAUAUAUUGUAUUAUAGUUUACAUUUUCGCAUUUUGCAAAUAGGUACACGUUUACAUCACGUAACAAUUUUUGGUUUUUUUUUUUUUUUUCUUAUUAUUAUUAUUAUUAUAUACAUAAAACAUAAUGUUAAUUCGACAUUUAUCUGAGUUGGUUUCGUAUUUAUUAAUAUUUUUUUUUAUUAUUUUUUUUUUUUUCCCGUACAUUUCAGGCAAUAUAUUAUCAUUAUUAUCAUAGCGUUGAUACAUUUACAAUAUAAUAUAAUAUCGUUACAAUUUUUAAACAGUAGUCGGUAUUCGAAUAUUAUUGUUAAACAGCACAAUAACAUUAUACGUAGGUACGAUUUUUUAUCUACACAACGAUGACGAUAACAAUAAUUAAUAAUAAUAAUAAUAAUAAUAAUAAUUAAUAAUUAAUAAUAUUACGCGAUUAUUACAAGUAUUAAUAAUAAUUUACAAGACCACGGGUGAUACAUUCAUACGAACUGCCAAAACGUAUAUAAUCGUUAUAAUAUCUUUUAAAAAAUAGUUCAUCCUCCUUCCCGAUAUCAUUGUUAUUGUUGUUGUUGUUGUUGUUAUACUACUACGCGGUUUACGUCAAUAUGCAUAACAAUCAGUACAACAAUAACGUUGUCGCCGGCUCGUGACUGUCGCUGUCGUCGUUACUUGACAAGUUGAUGAUGUCACUGCAAGCGGGGCCAAUACUGCGAGGACAGGUCCGCCGUGUGUCCCGGCACCGCGAUAGGCACGGAAACGCCGGGCGAUAUGAGACCUGU